Molecule: messenger RNA, 327 nt
Organism: Arabis nemorensis
Lineage: Eukaryota; Viridiplantae; Streptophyta; Magnoliopsida; Brassicales; Brassicaceae
Source: the annotation of a GenBank genome assembly
AUGCCUCAAAGUUGUUUUGAUGUGCCGAAUGUCUUAGGCUUCAUGUCACAACUCAUUUCAACAUUCUUAUUCUGGUUGUUCUCUCAAUGGAUUCUACUCUCGUUGAAGAAAUCAUCUCGGGUAAUUCCCGAAGAACCUAUAAUAUUGACGAUGCUCUUUGUUCCGAUGCUCUUUGUUCCAGCUACGCUCCUACGGUGUCAGCAAUCACAAACUAGUUUUGUGCACAGUCUGAUUUGGUUUACGGAUUCAACAAAAGGUUUCGUGUCUUAUCGGAGAGAAUUUGAUCUUUGUGUUAGAGCUUCAAAUCAUAGCUUAGCCGACUUUUAG